This is a messenger RNA of Betta splendens (Siamese fighting fish), 1906 nucleotides long. RefSeq names its product sosondowah ankyrin repeat domain family d (gene sowahd). NCBI's taxonomy places the organism in Eukaryota, Metazoa, Chordata, Actinopteri, Anabantiformes, Osphronemidae. Gene Ontology annotation, molecular function: protein binding. The record is from RefSeq and is a predicted model, not a curated record. The coding region runs from base 292 to 1251 and encodes 319 amino acids. The transcript is spliced from 2 exons.
AGUUCCUCCUAUGAAGUAAAGACUUCUGGACCAGUCACUGGGUUUUGAGUAAAUGGAAGUCUGUUUGUACACGGCAUUAAGUGCUCCACGUAGAUAGAGGCUCGUUGUUCAGCGUGUGCAGAGGCAGCGUUUUUAAUCCUGAGCGUUUGGACUCAGCUGAACAGGGCAUGAACCCAGCGGAGCACAGAGGAAGCCGCUCGGUUAAAGAAUUUGAUACUCGUAUCUUCGGGUGUUGUCUAAAUAAAAGGAAGUCGCAGCCUUGAAGUGGGUCUGCGGGCCGAGCCGAGCAGCAUGUACGGGAGCACGUCGGCCGACGCUGGACCCGAACCAGCUGUGACUCACACCGACGCCCACGGCAGCACGGCGGCCACACAGGGCACCGUCGCGGAGCGACUGUCCAGAUACGGCGCGCGGCUCGUGCCCAGCGCCGCGCAGCGCAGGUCGCGGCUGCAGCGGCAGCAGGAGGUGUGCGACGGCUCCGCGGCCGGAGCGCCGCACAGGGAGGCAUCGGAGCGAGGCUCGCUCACGCCCGCUAUGCGCAAGCGGUACCUGAAGGAGCUGCUCCUGAGCAACGCGUCGCACAGCGGGCUCAGCAGCGUGCUGUCCUCGCAAAGUGUCGGCGCGUCCUCGGAGCCGGACGCGGACUGGGUUUUGAACCCCAUGGAGCACGCGUGGAUGCUGUCCGCCGUGGAGGGCAACUACGAGACCAUCCUGGAUUUCAUCUCCGAGGACCCGGGCGUGCUCACCAGGAGGGAUUUCAUCAGCGGCUACUCCGUCCUGCACUGGCUGGCCAAGCGGGGCCGGGACGAGACUCUGAUCAAACUUCUGCGCUACGCCGAGAGUGCGGGCGUCCCCGUGAACGUGAACCUGCGGGGCAGCGGCGGGCUCACGCCGCUGCACGUCGCCAGCAUGCACGGCCAGUACAUGGUCGUCAAGCUGCUGGUGGGCGCGUUCGGCGCCAGCGUCGACGCCAUGGACUACAGCGGGAGACGAGCGUGGCAGUAUCUGAGGGGAGACGCCCCGGUGGAGAUGAAGGAGCUGCUCGGGGCCUGGGACGACGAGCACAGCGGCGGGAGUGCGCGGGGCGACGCCAACAGCAACGUCAACAACAACAGCGCCGGCGCGUGUGACGAGGUGGACGGAGGGCACGCGGACGCGACGUUCUUUAGCCGGACUGCGAGGCGCGGCAGCUGGAGAUUCGGGUCUUUAAGAAAUAAGAUAUCCACGUACUUCUUUGGCAACAGGAGCUGAGACGCGAUGAUACAAGCCCCCAAAUAUGUGCGGUCAUAAUGGAUGUCAGUUUGUGCAGGGGUCACACGGUCACUGCAAAAGCCGCUUUUUGCCACGUCAUUCGUGGGUGACUUAUUUUGCAAAUGAAUGUUUCAUAUAAACACGAGGUUGUUUUGUAAAUCUAUUGGAUUGCACACUUUGACUACUAAAGGGAGACUAAUGUGUUUUUCUUAAUGUUAACCACUUAUGUUAUAAGAACUCCCAAACUAACAUUUGGAGAAACGAUCACCACAGACUUCAAAAGACCUUAAGUUUGAGAACUGAAGGAAUCUUAGUUUAUCACCGCAUUGAAAUUGCUUUUCAUGACUAACCCAGCUUUAUUCGAACACAGCAGUCUCCACUUGUGUUUGAAUCAACUAGUAAACUAGUAAUAACAUUGGUCACAUUUAUAAUUGUAGUUGCUGCUGUGCAUGACCAGAAGAACAAACUCUCCACUCAGAAUCUGGCCAAAUCGUCGUCCCUGAAGUGAUUCAGAAGUGCUUGCUGUGGUGAGACUGAACAUCCUCUUAACAGCGUCUUUCUGCAGAGCUGUGUCAGCGCUACCACUCCCCAUCACCGACCGUACACUUUGUACCAUCUAAGAAUAAAAGGCUCAGCAGCUUUAUUUCAAGUUUGA